This is a messenger RNA of Cherax quadricarinatus, 2455 nucleotides long. RefSeq lists its product as uncharacterized. The record is from RefSeq and is a predicted model, not a curated record. Lineage: Eukaryota; Metazoa; Arthropoda; Malacostraca; Decapoda; Parastacidae.
AGCUACCGAGGUGGUGUGACUACUCUCAAGCCUCUCCUUCCCCGACACAGCAGCAUCUCGUAAACCAUGGCUUCUCGCAACGUGUGCUUGGUUGGUAUGCACUUCGACCGUCCCGGGGCUCCCAGGGUGUACUCUCGCAACACCAGCGUCUGGUCCGAGUAUGAGCUGGCCAGAAAGGAAAAAUACAACAUCUCCUAUGAAAAGAAGUCCUCAAUCGGCGAAGUUGACGUCAAGUACAUCCCGGAGAAGCCUCUGCGCGAGCGGCUGCCUGGUCUCUCCUCCCUCCACAUCUCCAAAGUCCGACGGAUUAUCUAGAGUGGCUAGCUCCGCCUCCCCCCGCCCAUCCCCGCCCGCCCUCACGUUGGUGACAUACGUCCACCGCCAGCAUGGAUGAAAAGAAGUGGAAGAGGAAGCUGCCUUAUCGCAUCUAUGACUACAACUACAAAGUAGGCGAGAGCUACUACAAUCCCCAGACCGAUUACAUCGAGAACCGUGAUCUGCUGCGCUCCAAAGUCCAGCCCCCGGAAGCUGCAACUUACGCUGAACGCUUCGCUAGUAAGCCAUUUUACGGGACGGCCCGAGGUCUCCCAUAUGGUGAAGACGAAGCAGCAUUGUCGAAGAACUUAGUCAAUCGUCGCUCCUCCAGCGCCAGUCGAACCUCCAGGGAUCAUGAACCUGAUGAUAUUCCUCGGUCGUCGAGGUUAGGACGAGGCCGGGCCAAGAAUCUGUCGUUUGACCUCGACGACGCAAAGCCGGAACCCCGUAGGAGAUUUUCACUCGUUGACGAUCUAGAUUUCAAAGACCCAGUAAAGAAGUUCAUCGAUUCUGAUUAUGGAUUCAAAACUUCUGUUGGUAAGAACUUAGUCAGUGAUACUGAUUUUGGUUUGAAUCCUUCGGCAAAACAGAGCAUCUUGGAUGGCAUAAAGAAUCUAGAAAAGCAGUUCAAGAAGGCUGAUGCAGUUGAAAGGGGCACUGGAUCGCGUGCUAAGAGGUGGGAAGAAGUGGUCUAUAAUGAGGCGCUUGAUGCCCCGGGUAAAAAGACCGUCAAAAGGGAUGAAAUUUCCUACAAGAUCCCCGGUACAGGCACCACGGUCCGCAAGAGUUCUUACCAAGAGACCAGCAAGUUCGAGUCUUCCAAACCCCCGAGAGCUCCCCCGAAGCCUUCUCGUCUCCUAAGCUUAGAAGAUGAUUAUGACUUCAAAGUUCCUACAAGGCCGAGACGUCGUAACUUCAGUUUGAGUGACGAUGAUUUCAAGCUCACCACUACACGCUCUAUUAAAAGCAGCUUCGACGAUGAUGAUAAGAAGUUCCGCUCAGCCAAGAAGAUGUUCGACCAGCGAAAGGCGCAGGAAUCCGAGGAGCUGAGCGAAAAUAUCAACAAAAUGAUCAAUAGGAUGCGGAAACACAGCGUCGGAGACACUGACAGCUACAAGUACACCAGAACUGUUCGUUCCUCGUCCGUCGAUCCUUACGACAACGAGUCGAGGGUGAAGUCUCGCACCUUGGCACGCUCACAAAACUUCGCCUACGGUUACUCGAAGUAAUACGUCUGCUCGAUUUCAUUUUCAUAACUUUCAGAUCAGUUUCUCUUCAGCCUCUCCUCGUGAACCACUUGUUAUAAUGCAUAGGGCAUCUAUACUGAAACUUCUUUUUGUUUACUAUUAGGCCUCUAUCGUAAAAAAAAAAUAUAGAUUCAUAUUUCCAUAAUGAAAAAUCCAUCUGAAGGUUGUUGCACCAUUUCGGAGUUAUCCCUUGUCAGAUAUGACUCACCACUAUAAACAAACCUGGGAACGGGUGAGUUUUGAACUCAUGGUCUAGUGGCUUGCGUACUGGCCUGGAGUUUUAUGACUCACUUGCCAUGAGUUCAAAACCCACCCGAUCCGUGGUUUGUCAGGUACUGAAUUAAAACAGUAAAAAUUUUGUAUCUGAGAGACAUCCCACUCAGUUGUACUGACUUGAGUGUCGAGUAGCACUCGAAAACACAGCUAUGCACAGGAGGCAUAAGAGUGUAAUAGGCUCAUUGGUUACACUUUUUACCUUCUUCUAGCUAUUUUUUCAUGAACUCUUUUUCCUUUAAUAUUUGCCCGUCUUGACGCGCUUAGGCAGCUUCCGGUGAUGUCAUGAGUGACGAGAAGAUUGAUUGGAUCAAGUCACAGAGAAAUUAAUGAAAUUUGCCAAUUGUAUCUAACUUUACUAUGAUGUCAUCGACUAUGUAAUUGGACUAACAACUCUAUCAUUUAUGGCUUGUACUUGUUCGUUUAGAUUUUUCUGUUAUAAUUCUGUCUGUGUAUUCCCCUUAAGGUUAUUGGUCACUAUGUGGUGCUGUAUACAUACUCAAAUCAAAUAUAAAUUUGAAAAAAAUUCCCCAUUGUGAAGCCAUCCAUUCUGAGAUUAUUGCUCUUGUUAACUAAUUGUAUAUUUUAAAAUAUAAAUAAAAGUACAACAGUAGAAUGAU